Molecule: messenger RNA, 4338 nt
Organism: Armigeres subalbatus
Lineage: Eukaryota; Metazoa; Arthropoda; Insecta; Diptera; Culicidae
Exons: 1
Coding region: 1-4338 (1445 amino acids)
Biological process (GO): DNA integration
Molecular function (GO): nucleic acid binding
Source: RefSeq, a predicted model, not a curated record
AUGGAUACGUUGCACAAGUUGUACGGAAGACCGGAGAUAUUGAUAAACACCCUUUUGAAGAAGGUUAGAAACGUUCCUCCACCAAAACCAGAUAACCUUAAUACGAUUGUCGCUUAUGGUCUGUCGAUACAAAAUCUCGUGGAUCAUAUUAUUCUUGCUGAUCAACAACCGCAUUUAGCAAACCCAAUGUUGUUGCAAGAGUUGAUAGAUAAGUUGCCCACUUCGUUAAAAAUGCAGUGGGGUAGCUUCGAACAACAGUUCGCGAGCGUCAACCUGGCAACGUUCAAUAGCUUCAUGUCAGGAUUAGUGAACCUCGCAUCGGAGCUUAGCAUCGACGUAGAUUCGGCGCAGAAUCAUCCGAAGCCGCACAGAGGAGAGAAGCUGAAGCCUAAGGAGAAACUAUUCACCCACGUGAACGAGUCAUCAAGCGUUACGAAGAAGGAUGAUGGAAUCGGGGAAUCUUCAUCGAGAGCGUGUUCUUAUUGUGAUAAGGAUAGUCAUCAAAUCCUGAACUGUGGCGGUUUCAAGGCAUUGGAUAUAGGUGCACGAUGGAAGGCAGUGAGGCAGAAAAAUCUUUGCCGAUUGUGUUUGGUUCCUCAUCGUAAAUGGCCUUGUCGAUCGAAAAAGGAAUGUGGCGCAGACGGUUGUCGUAUAAGACACCACACGCUUCUACAUAGUAGUCGAAGCGAAAGCGCGGUGUCCACGAAACUCAAUGAAACGGUCCAUCAACAUCACCAUGGAACUAAAUCCUAUUCUCUCUUCCGUUACCUUCCGGUUACCUUAUUCGGAAACGGGAAGAGGAUUAACACCUUUGUAUUCCUGGAUGACGGGUCAUCGUCAACGUUACUCGAAGAAGGAAUUGCAGCCCAACUAGGAAUUGAAGGUGAACAGGACAGUCUUUGGCUAAGUUGGACUAGGAAGAUGGGUCGCCAGGAGAAGAACUCACGGCGGAUUAGUGUGAAAAUUACGGGUGCCGGGAAACAGAAAAAGUAUAUUCUGAAUGACGUGCGAACAGUGCAAAAGCUAGGACUUCCAUCUCAAACACUAAAUUACGAAGAAUUAGCGAAGUCGUUCCCACACCUCCAGGGACUUCCCGUGGUUAGCUACACCAACGCUAAACCUGGCAUGAUCAUUGGUAUUGAACAUGUCAGGAUGCUUACUUGCCAGAAGACACGAGAAGGCGGCAACAGCGACCCAGUAGCCGCCAAAACAAGAUUGGGAUGGUGUGUGUACGGGAAAAAUUCUACCAGUGAAAAUUCAAUGGAGCAGCUUCAUAUCCACGCCGUCGAGAGUAUCAGUAACACCGAGUUACACAAUUCCAUGCGAAAAUUCUUUGCGGUUGAGGAUGCUGUGAUUUCGAAACAGAUAGAAUCUGAGGAUGAUAAGCGAGCACGCGGCAUUUUAGAAGCAACUACUGUGCGCAAGGGGAAUCGUAUGGAGACAGGUUUACUAUGGCGCAAAGACAACGUGUACUUUCCGGACAGUCACCAAAUGGCGUUAAACAGACUGAAAGGAUUAGAGAAAAGGUUGGGGAAAGAUCCAGCACUCCGUAAGAAAGUUAAUGAACUCAUCGAAAGCUUCGAGCAUAAAGAGUACGUUCGUAAAAUCACGCCACAAGAGUUGGAGAGCUCGAACCGUCAUCAAAGAUGGUAUCUACCAAUAGGAGUUGUGACAAAUCCCAAAAAACCGAACAAAAUUCGAAUGGUGUGGGACGCUGCAGCGAAGGUGAACGGAGUUUCCUUCAACGACAUGCUUCUAAAAGGUCCGGAUCUACUCGUACCGCUAGUGGAUGUUCUGAUACGGUUCAGGGAAGGCAAAAUAGCAGUAUGCUCCGACAUUCGUGAAAUGUUUUUACGGAUUUUAAUUCGAGAUGCUGAUAAGAUGUCACAGUGCUUCCUGUGGCGCAAUAGUCCGGAAGAUAAAGUACAGGUAUACGUUAUCAAUGUCGCCAUGUUCGGAGCGACUAGCUCUCCAUGUACAGCGCAAUAUGCGAAGAACAAAAAUGCUCUAGAUUUUGUGGAGCAAUACCCCAGGGCAGUGCAGGCGAUAGUCAAAAACCACUAUGUGGACGACUUCCUUGACAGCGUCAAUUCGGUGGAGGAUGCCGUCCAACUGGUCAAGCAAGUCCAGCAUAUCCAUGCAGCCGCUGGGUUUGAAUUCGGAAAGAUUCUGUCCAACUCUCCCGAGGUACUCGACUGCCUUGGAGAGACCAAUCCUUCAUCCAGUAAGUCGUUAACGGUGGAUAAAGAAGUAGUUCAUGAACGAGUAUUAGGAGUUGUAUGGGUUCCUUCAGCAGAUCACUUCACAUUUGAUCAAGCAGAACCUCAAGCUGACUUCAAGGGAUAUUACGGAGCUCCAACCAAAAGACAAGUCCUCCGAACCAUAAUGAAGUUAUACGAUCCCUUGGGAUUCAUCGCACAUUUCGUUGUGCAUGGAAAGAUCCUCAUGCAGGAAAUUUGGCGAUCGGGGACGAACUGGGACGAGCCCAUUGCAGAACACAUUCAAGAGCUGUGGAAUAGGUGGAUACAACUGUACGAGUGUAUUGGCGAAGUUCAAGUUCCUCGCAGUUUUUUCGGCGAUUUUCAACCACAGAAAGUAGAUGAAAUUGAAAUCCAUGUCUUCACGGAUGCAAGCGUAGCGGCCUGUGCAUGCGUGGUCUAUUUGCGGAUGUCCCACCAAGGGAAGGGCUGGUGUUCACUCGUUGCUGCAAAAACAAAGGUAGCACCACUUCGGACUCUUUCAAUCCCUCGUUUGGAACUCCAGGCAGCCAUGAUGGGAUCUCGUCUGCUGCAAAGCAUCUGUGCAGCAUGUACUGUCAACAUCAAGCAGCGGUUCUUGUGGACCGACUCAGCGACAGUUUUGGCGUGGCUUCGGUCCGACAGCCGACGGUAUCACCAAUUUGUCUCGUUUCGCGUUGGCGAAAUUCUGUCGCUUACUAGCGUAACGGAGUGGCACUAUGUACCAUCGAAACUGAACGUAGCUGACGACGCCACCAAGUGGAAUUCGGGUCCGUCUUUCGAUCCGAAUAGUAGAUGGUUCCAAGGACCAUUGUUUUUAAGAAAGCCACAGGAGGAUUGGCCGAAGGAAUUGGUAGAUAAAUGUAGGGAAGUCGAAGCCGCGAGCGAAGAAGUUAAUUUCGUAGCAGUACAUCGAGUAAUAGAGGAAGUAAUCGACGUGGAACGUUUUUCAAGUUGGCACCGUAUGCUUCGAACGGUGGUCUACGUGCACCGAGCAGUGGACAUCUGGAAACACAUCCGGGAGAAGAACAAACGCGGUUCCGAAAUAAACCGGAAUGAAUUUGUGAGGGCCGAAAUAGCAUUGUGGCGGCAAGCACAGUGGAAAGAGUACGAGGAGGAGAUCAACGAGCUUAAAAAGGGUUGCAGUGUUCCAAAAAGAAGUUCGCUGUAUUUCUUGUCGCCAGUCCUAGAUGAACAAGGAGUGAUUCGAAUGGAGAGUAGGAUUGGCGCAGCACCAUACGUCUCUUUUGCAGCAAAGUAUCCAGUAAUACUUCCCAGAGAAAGCCGUAUAACAUAUCUUCUUGUACAGUCCUUUCAUCGUCGGUUCCUACACGCAAAUAGCGAAACAGUUUGCAACGAACUACGUCAACAGUUUUACAUACCUAAGCUUCGAGUUUUGAUACGAAAAGUUAGCCGAGAAUGUCAGCAUUGCAAAAUUAAGAAUGCCAAUCCGGCACCACCGCGUAUGGGAGAGUUACCUAGAGAGCGCCUAACACCGUUCAUAAGACCAUUUUCCUUCGUGGGCGUUGACUACAUGGGACCCUUUCUGGUCAAGGUUGGGCGCAGCAGUGUGAAGCGGUGGAUUUGCCUCUUUACCUGCCUCACCAUCCGCGCAAUCCAUCUGGAGUUAGUACAUAGCCUAACAUCGACCUCCUGCGUAAUGGCUUUCCGCAGGUUUGUGGCUCGACGAGGAGCGCCGAUGGAGAUUUUUUCCGACAAUGGCACCAAUUUUGUGGGAGCUAAUCGCCAGUUAUCUGAGGAAAAGCAGAAUAUAAGGAAAAUUAACGAGACCUGCGCAUCUACGUUUACCAAUGCACUUACCCAGUGGCACUUCAACGUUCCGGCCGCCCCCCACAUGGGAGGUCCAUGGGAACGCAUGGUGCGUUCCGUCAAGGUGGCUAUGCAGGCCAUAUCAAACAGUCCACGUCACCCCAGCGAUGAAGUUAUGGAGACAAUUAUGUUGGAGGCAAAAGGAAUCGUUAAUUCACGUCCACUAACUUACAUUCCAUUAGAGGGUGAGAACAAAAGAGUCACAUACAACCAACCAUUUUCUGCUGUACGGAUCAACGGGUAUCAAACAGUCAGCGGUGAAUCCUCUUAA